AUGUCCCUCUCCACCAUCGACUCUCGCUCUCUAAGAAAAUCCAUGGCUUCUAGAAGAGAGCCCUCCUCGCGCCGCCUCACCCUCUCCACAUUGGCGCUGGCAGCCACGAUACUCAGCAUCGUCACUGUUGCGUUUUCGGCGCUAACCGCCGCUUCCCUUGCCUCGCUAUCCUUCCGCGCUUUGGCGAUAAUUUCUGUUCUUCUCAACAUCGCUGCCCUUGCAGCCUUAGUGUUAUUCUUAAUACAGGUUGUGUGGAGGGGGGAUGAGCGGUGGUACAGCUCGGCAAAGAGCCGAACCGUCCUCCUGUCCCUUUACUCCGUUCCCCUAUUCCUCGCCAGCCUCCUCACCGUGGUCACGUACGGCCUGACCCAAUCUCACAUCGACCAUGUCAGGGCAAAGGACUCCGGAGCCUCGAGCGACUUCAUGGCCGCCAAGUUCGCGGUGUGGGCACUGUCCACGCUGACUCAGGCCAUCUUCAUCGUCGCCGCGACGCGAUGGCUGCCUCUGGCCUCAGACGCGAGCCUGAGCCGCUCCCCGACCGAGAUCCACGGUCAGGAAAUGCGCGAUCGAGCACCGCCGAUGAUGCUCGACCUCAAGGGUGAAAACCCGGGCGGAGACCUCGCGUCCCCGACCUUCUCGACCGAUACAUUGUCUCGCGACUCUUGGCGGUCCUCCCUCCAACAGGUCGUCCGCCCCAUAACAUCCCGCACGCGACUCCUCUCGAUGACCUCUUCUCUCCGCAAGUCCGGAAGCUUUUACUCGGGCAACACGACGCGGACAAACUCCAUAGCCCCUUCGGACGGCUUCGAGAGCUGGGACACUUCCAGUGUCGACCAGCAGGCGCGGGACAUCGCCACACAGUCGGCCGACAUACAACAGGAUAUGCUCAGGGUCCUCGGCCCCGGACGAGGCGGCACCCGUCUCGAUACCAUCCCGGGCAGCCGCCCCGUCUCGCCAGCUCGCGCCCUCGACGGACCCUUCCCUCCCUCUCCUUCUCCCAACGGCCCGCCGGUGCUCGAACUCAACCUCGACGACCUGCCGGCGCCGGCGCCCGCCUUCAUGGCCGGCAGCCCGCACAGCUCGCGGCCCUCGACGCCGACGUCGAUGACGACCAUCACGGGCGUCGACGACGCCAACGUGCACCCGCUCUUCCGCUCCGACAGCCCGCACCCGCCGCCCGCCGCCUCGCCCGGCACCGUCGUCGUCGCAUCCCCCUUCAGCGGCCAGGUCAUCGCGCGCCCCAGCCGCUCGCGCGCCAACAGCCGCACCCGCGGCGCCGCCUCCGCCGCCGGCACCUACGGCACCUACGACGGCCACAGCAUCCGCAGCAACGCGUCGAUGCGCAGCCUGCGCAGCCCCAGCCCUCCCGCCCGCGAGAUCACGCCCCCGGUGCCCGACUUCAUCUUCAGCAACGGCGACAGUCCGCGCGUGAGCUCGGCGAGCUUGCGGAAGGUCAACUUGCAUAAGGAGGGUGAGAACUGA
Messenger RNA from Diplodia corticola, 1482 nucleotides. Its product is annotated as uv excision repair protein. The record is from RefSeq and is a predicted model, not a curated record. The transcript has a single exon. Bases 1 to 1482 code for a protein of 493 amino acids. Lineage: Eukaryota; Fungi; Ascomycota; Dothideomycetes; Botryosphaeriales; Botryosphaeriaceae.